UCAAGUCGCAUCAAAGCAAGCCGGACGAAAAGUUCAAUAUAAAACAAAACAAAAAAAAGCCGAUAAAAUGAAUCAAAUUCAACACACAAGGGAAUCCAUAGUAGAAGAAAUUAUCAAGCCAUUUCACUACAUCAGACAAGUGAAAAGCAAUCCUGUAAUUGCGUACUACGUCCCAGAAGCCUUCAACUACUGGCUGAAGAUACCGAAGCAUAUUCUAGAAGAAAUUCAAGAGAUCGCAGAUCAGUUCUCAAACGUCACUUUCCUGUUCGACGACAUUCAGGACGACAGCAAAAUCAGAAGAGGCAUUCCGACCGCCAACAUCGCUUUUGGAACGAACCUUGCCAUCAAUGCCUGCUUCCAAGCAUACACACAGUUGAUACUGAGAGUGGGGAAACUACAUAAAGAUGCUACUAACAUUUUCCUAACGCAAGCCAACUGCUGCUUGAUCGGGCAAGGUGCAGACAUCUUCGUUCGCGAGAACAUUAUUGUGCUGUCAGAAGACGACUACAAGUGGAUGGCAACGCAAAAAUCUUCAGAAACGUUGUACUGUCCGAUCCUGCUGAUGCAGCUGUUCAGCGAAGACAAAAGGGACUAUAGGAAAUUGAUGAUGAUGUUCGGCGUCUACUACGAGAUCCGAGACGACUACUGCAAUCUUGUUAAUAUGAAGGAGGUUGACGGAAAAUGUAAUGCUGAUAAAUACAAAGAGCCUACAGAUUUAUUCUGCGAAGAUUUUACAGACGGAAAGUUUAGUUUCCCAGUCAACCACGCACUGAGGACCAGCCACGAAGCUUCACCUAUUAUUUAUGCCCUCAAGCAGCGGACCACGAACUAUAAACAUAAGAAGUAUUGUUUGGACUUACUGAAGAAGCUCGGAAGCCUGGACUACACUUUGAAAGUAAUACGCGCUAUGGACAAAGAAAUGAGGGAAGAGGUAAAACGUCUCGGCGGUAAUCCCAAAUUCAUAGCUGUUCUGGAUGACCUGUACAUCUGAAACUUCCUCAGAUUAUUUAGAACUAUUUAUUUAAUAAUAACUUUCAAAAUACUUCUAAAAUAAAAUAACAAUUUAUU
Aricia agestis (brown argus) is the source of this 1068-nucleotide messenger RNA. Its product is annotated as geranylgeranyl pyrophosphate synthase-like. Bases 68 to 991 code for a protein of 307 amino acids. Gene Ontology annotation, molecular function: prenyltransferase activity. Lineage: Eukaryota; Metazoa; Arthropoda; Insecta; Lepidoptera; Lycaenidae. The transcript has 9 exons. Gene Ontology annotation, biological process: isoprenoid biosynthetic process. The record is from RefSeq and is a predicted model, not a curated record.